Messenger RNA from Hypomesus transpacificus, 5843 nucleotides. It is a transcript of the gene trim37, whose product is annotated as tripartite motif containing 37. Gene Ontology annotation, cellular component: aggresome; peroxisome. Gene Ontology annotation, biological process: negative regulation of centriole replication; protein autoubiquitination. The transcript is spliced from 25 exons. The record is from RefSeq and is a predicted model, not a curated record. Gene Ontology annotation, molecular function: zinc ion binding; tumor necrosis factor receptor binding; ubiquitin protein ligase binding. NCBI's taxonomy places the organism in Eukaryota, Metazoa, Chordata, Actinopteri, Osmeriformes, Osmeridae. Bases 624 to 3554 code for a protein of 976 amino acids.
GGAGCUCGCGAGAGGAGGAGAUCGGUCUCCAAUGGUGACAUGAUGUAGCCGCAGCAAAUGCUUCACUGCAUGUAAGAAAAACAAAUGCAUCCACGGAUUAAACAUACUAGUGCUAGCUAUCUUUACUUUGAUACCCAUGUGUGCAAGCUUGCAGAUCUACUACUGAGUGUAUUUUCUUUUUGAAGCGAACGUUACAUUGACGCAAACGUUACAUUUGCAGUCAGUCCAAUUUGGCUGUCACGGUCAACUAGCCAGCGAGCCCAGCUGCCUGAAUUGACAAUUAGCAAGACUCACGGUAACCAGAUAGGUCAGAUAUCUUCAAACAUUCAAGACAGCUGGCUAGCUAGCUAGCUAGCUCUCAUGGUUUCCAGCUGCUCGCUUGUAGUCUUUAUCAAAGGUGCUGUGACAGAUGGGAGGCGAAAAUCAACAUACCAUAAGCUAACCGUCUACAGUAACGACGAAAGACAGGCAGCAUUACCAGUACCAGGCUACAGUUGUUGAUCAAACUGCAAUGCCAAUGAAGAAAGAAGAAUCAAGACAAUAAUUUGCUUCUGCAGUAAAAGCAUCGUAGAAGGUCUUUUACGUCAAAUCUGUAUAUUUUGAAGAAAACCAAACUGGCAGAAAUGGACGAACAAAGUGUUGAGAGUAUCGCAGAGGUGUUUCGCUGUUUCAUCUGCAUGGAGAAGCUGAGGGAUGCGCGCCUCUGCCCCCACUGCUCCAAACUCUGCUGCUUCAGCUGCAUACGGCGCUGGCUGACGGAGCAGAGAGCCCAGUGCCCACACUGUCGGGCGCCUUUGCAGCUGCGAGAGCUGGUGAACUGCCGCUGGGCGGAGGAGGUGACCCAGCAGUUGGACACCCUGCAGCUCAGCAACCUCUCCAAACACGAGGAGAACGACAAGGACAAGUGUGAGAACCACCAUGAGAAGCUCAGUGUGUUCUGCUGGACCUGCAAGAAGUGCAUCUGCCACCAGUGUGCCCUGUGGGGAGGCAUGCACGGCGGCCACACCUUCAAGCCCCUGGCUGAGAUCUACGAGCAGCACGUGACCAAGGUGAACGAGGAAGUGGCCAAGCUGCGCCGCCGCCUCAUGGAGCUCAUCAGCCUGGUGCAGGAAGUGGAGAGGAACGUCGAGGCGGUGAGGGGGGCGAAGGACGAGCGCGUGAGAGAGAUCCGCAACGCCGUGGAGAUGAUGAUCGCCCGCCUGGACAACCAGCUCAAGAACAAACUCAUCACGCUCAUGGGUCAGAAGACCUCCCUCACCCAAGAGACUGAGCUGCUGGAGUCUCUCUUGCAGGAAGUGGAGCACCAGUUGCGCUCCUGCAGCAAGAGCGAGCUGAUCUCCAAGAGCCCAGAGAUCCUGCUCAUGUUUCAGCAAGUCCACCGCAAACCCAUGCAGUCCUUUGUGACCACACCAGUGCCCCCAGACUUCACCAGUGAGCUGGUUCCUGCCUAUGAUUCGAGCACUUUUGUUCUGGCAAACUUCAGCACCCUAAGACAGCGGGCGGACCCCGUGUACAGUCCUCCUCUGCAGAUUUCAGGACUCUGUUGGAGGCUCAAGGUUUACCCGGACGGCAAUGGUGUCGUACGUGGCAACUACUUAUCCGUUUUCCUGGAGCUGUCUGCUGGACUUCCGGAAACAUCCAAAUACGAGUACCGGGUGGAGAUGGUCCACCAGGCGUCUAGCGACCCCACCAAGAACAUCAUCCGGGAGUUUGCCUCGGACUUUGAGGUGGGCGAGUGCUGGGGCUACAACCGCUUCUUCCGCCUGGACCUGCUGGCCAGCGAGGGCUACCUCAACAUGCAGACGGACACCCUGGUCCUCAGGUACCAGGUGCGCUCCCCCACCUUCUUCCAGAAGUGCAGGGACCAGUACUGGUACAUCAGCCAGCUGGAGUCAGCCCAGACCAGCUCCAUCCAGCAGAUCAACAACCUCAAAGAGAGGCUGGCCAUCGAGCUGUUUCGCAGGCAGAAGUCUCGCGGCUCCUCCCCUCCCGACUCUCACCCGGGCCCCUCGGCCUCGGAGAGAGGCCAGCGCUCCGGGAAGAGCAGCCGGGCCGAGGACGGCAGCCCCACCUCCACCGUGGAGGCCAAGGAGGAAGAGGAGGAGGAGGAGGAGGAGGAAGAGCGGACCCAGCACGAUGACUCGAAUGACCUGUCUGACGGGGACCUGGAGGUGGACUGCCUGACCGGAGACGAGGAGGUGAACCCUCUGGAUGGCAGCAGCACCUCAGGCAGCUCCACGGCAACCAGCAACACGGAGGAGAACGACAUCGACGAGGAGACCAUGUCUGGGGAGAACGACGUGGAGUUCAGUGGGAACCUGGAGAUGGAGGAAGGAGAGCUGCUGGACGACGUGGCCGGAGCAACAGGAGGCUCCAACCCCAGCGGGCGCUCCCAGAGGCGUGGUGGUGGUGGUGGUGGAGGAGGAGGGCUGCCCUCGUCCCAGGGGGGCGGCAGCAGCCUGCUGGAAAUCGACCCGGUCAUCCUCAUCCAGCUGCUGGACCUGAAGGAGCGCAGCAGCGUGGAGUCCCUGUGGGGGCUGCAGCCCCGGCCCCCCGCCUCCCUGCUGCACAGCCAAGUCCAAGCCCACUCCAGGAAGGAGAGGGAGCGCCGGCCUCAGGCUGUGCGGAGGUCCACCCCCGACUCCGGGGUUCUGAUCCGCCUCAAGGCCCAGAUGGCGGAGGUCCGCAGCAAGAUGUCGGACGUCAAGUGUCAGCUGGAGGCGCGCGGCGCCGGGGAGGCCCGAGCCGGGCCCUUGGGGGCGGCGGGGGUGGAGCAGGGCCCCUCCCACCACAUGGACUCAGAGCUGGGAAGCUGCCGGAAGCCCACUGAGCUGGACCUUCUGGGGAAAGUCGCUGCUGGGGCUUCGAGGCCCUGUCGCUCUGGAGGGAAGAAGUCGCCCAAGCUGGAGGGGGCCGUGUCGAGCGGCACCCUGGUUCUGAGGAGGAACUUGGAGGGGGGGGAGAAGGAGCUGAGGGGAAGCGCGGCUGGAGAUUCAGCCAGCGAACACAGCCUCUGUCCACGGGACCCCUCUGUUGGAGCUGAAGGAGCCCUGAAGCCCUGCAGCGUGCACAGCUCCCCCCCCUCCCUCUGCAGCUCCUCAGACAAGCCCGGCAGCCCCAAGCAGGAGGAGCCUCACCCGUACGGGGCCGUGGGGCCCCACCUCUACAGCCUGGGGGGCCUCAACGGCCUCUCCACCUCGGCCUCCAAGACCCGCCGGCCCCAGCGACCCUUGGGGGCGGGCGUGCUGACGGACAGCUCCCUGGACUGUGACCUGGAGGACGCGGGCGAGAUCCUCCACCAGUCCCUGCUGUCCCUGACCGAGGGGCCCUCUUCACGCGCCGACGAAGGUCAUGUGGGCCAGAAGCCAGCCCUCCACCUGCUGCCGGGCAUGAGCAGCGACAGCGAGAUCGACUGCGACACGGAGAACGAGGACGAGGCGGUGGCCCUGGAGGCCGGGGACUGUCGCUACGACGCCAGCACCAUGCCCUGCCCAGGGGACCAGUUAAUCUGCGAAGACCUCAACUUCCUGUCGGGAGAGAACACCGAGAGGUGAUUCGUCCCCUCCAACAUGGCAACCCCCUCCACAGCCUUGUCUUGACCAAUCACAGCAAUAUGGUGUCACCAAUGCGCAGUGUACAUAGCUAAUACUACGAUACACAAGUGCACCUGUGUAGAUUUGCAUGUAUUCACACUAGGAACGGGCUAGCGUCGUAUCCCAUAAUGCCACACAACGAUACAACUAAUCGAGUGAGCACCAAGCGGACUGCAAAAAUUCAAAUAUAUUCGUACGCUUGAAGGAGUCUCAAAUCCCAUACUCUGUGUGUAUGUAAGUGUGACAUUUAAAGUUUGUUGUAGGAGCAGCGACGGCAGACAUUUGCCUGAUCUCCUUCUCUAUAAUUAAAGCUAUCCUUACUCCCGAGGCAAGCACACACAUGGCAUGCAACGAACAUCACCCCCGUCAGCAACUCCGUUCUCGGACUGGGCCUCGGGGCAGCUCGAGUGAGGCUUAGUGGGAACUACCCUUGGAAAGGCCUCCACCUCCUAAGCAGUCUGCAUGAACUCCCUUGCCUUCUUGAUUCAAUAAGGUGCUAUUGAUGUCUGUUUGGGGGGGGGCAGAGACUUGUGCCAGGGGCUGUAAUGCCUGCUCCCUCCUGGUAAAGUGUGUGGGCACACCUCUCAGCCCUCUGAAGAGCCCUGAAAGCUUCUAUUCUGGUCCGCCGCGUUCUUGUUCGCUUUGUUCGAAGCCAGACUGUUUGGUCAGAACGGGUAAAGCGAGCGAGUGAGAUAUCGGAGGGAAAAUGGCAUAAAGGGUCCAUUGGGGCUGCGGUUGCCCAGCCCCCCCCCCCACCCCUCUCUCUCACACACACACACACACACCCGAACCCCUUAACGUACAAUUUGCAAGGCUUGGUGCUAUUGCUGUUCUCUCUGGCUGACUCCAGUGAUCUACCUGCAGUUGAUAGCGGUGGUUGCAGUUUCGCAGUCCAAGAUUAUAACACCAGCAUGAUCUUCAGGCUGUUGAAGGAUUCAUAUCAUGUUAUUUUAACUGUCCAGAUGCAGAAGUUUGGCUUAUCUAAACUUGCUUAAAUCACCACACUUUGUGUACUAGCUUGUCUUGUAUUCCAUUGCAGCACAUGGUCAUUAUAAGGAUAUAUUUCUGUUUUUUUUUGUGCAUUUCGUUGCAGUGUGUGCGAGGUAGUUUAUUGGUCGUGUAGGCCAAGACUGGAGUUUUUCUUUGAGAUUUGUUAACCUCUUUAAGGACAUUGGGAAACAUGUAUACUCAGUAUGGACAAACUAAACACUGACUUAAAUACCAAUGUGUUCAUGGUCCAGUAGGUAAGAGUUUUAGAAUUUAAGAACUGAUCUAUUUAGAACCUUCGGCUCCAUUCCAUUUCGAUUCUGUUGAACAGCAUUUGUCUUUCAGCGUCUGAAAUUCUCUGAAUGACAAUGAGAUUAUCCAUCUGGGCCAUUAGUCCCCUUCAUCAAUGGGUCCCAUCUGAUAGUGAGGAUCGCACCAACAGAGGGGGCUAUUCCCACCUAGGAAUGUCACAUGGCGCGCUAUGAUAAUGUACCACUUGAUUCCAUUUCUAUAUGUUUCUACCUUUUUCUAUGUGACAUCCAGCCCCCACUGAGCCUCUAGGCUCCAGCAGAGGGAUGAGUGAUACGAUCCCCCCCCCCCCCCCCCCCCAUGUGCAGCCCAUCCUCUGGUGGGUCUGUGAACCACUAAGAUCGUUGGCCCCCCAUAUCCUGACCGUUGCUUGACACGCGUGACGCAACGGCGUCGGUAAACGCUCCAGACUUUCCCUCAUGUCAAUGAGCCACAUGCGCUGAGGUCAAAGGUCAUGAGAAAAACAAGUCUGGAGGAAGAAUGAUAGUUUACACUGUAAAUGUGUCGAUACACGGUAUGGGAAAUACGUAUUUGCCAAUGGGUCAAUAGCUUCACAUGGACGUGUCUGAGUAGAGCGUUCGGUGGUUCUGAAACGCUGCAUGCCUCCGAUGGUGUGACGGGAUGUGGUCGCCACAGUGACCCCUGCUCUGUCCUUGAAAGGAUGUCUGUGUAUAUAUGACUUGUACUCAUGUGUCUUAGUGUAUGCAUAUUUCUGUGUUCAGAAUGUCUGUUGACUAUGCACAUUUUCUGUUACUGCUGUGUGUGUGUAGAUGCGGGAAAGCACUGGAAGAGCAACCUAGAAGUCUGUAAAUGUUGGUUGUAGUUUUAAUAGAUUACGAUUUUGUUUUGGAUUGGGCAAAUGAGAUGCAGAGUGACUUUUAAUUGGUAUGUAUAUUUAGUAACAGCGAAUGUGGCACACAUAAAUAAACUAUUUUAUGGUUUCUUGGAACUGAA